Messenger RNA from Fusarium fujikuroi IMI 58289, 768 nucleotides. RefSeq lists its product as uncharacterized. The record is from RefSeq and is a predicted model, not a curated record. Bases 1 to 768 code for a protein of 255 amino acids. The transcript has 2 exons. NCBI's taxonomy places the organism in Eukaryota, Fungi, Ascomycota, Sordariomycetes, Hypocreales, Nectriaceae.
AUGCCUAAGUCUCAAGCGAAGAAGAAGUCUCCUACGAAGGGCCCUGAUACUUCGAAGUCAGGCGGAAAAGCAGGAGUACUAGCCCCGUACGAGUUCAGUGGGCGUGACUUGAUCAACAUUAGCUCGUUCGACCUUGCGCAAGUUCAGGAAUCACUAGAGCACUCUGAUGUACCGUCACUGCGACCGCAGCUCAAGUCCCCCAGACAAUGCCCUCGUGAAUUGAACCACCCCAUGCACUGGCAGCUCCUACAGCAUGAAUUCUUGAUCUCGCGCCACAAGGCGUUGAGGUCAUCAGUACCUUCUCAUCCGUCCACAUUACCUGCCCUCGACCCAGCUUCGAAAAUUCCCGAAGCUCUUCCGCUCGUCGAAUCAGCCGGCGAUUCACGCUCUCCGUCGCUCUGUGAAAGCUUGACGGCCUCUACAAAACCUCUAUUCCCAGAAAUCCGCGUAUCCCCUCCCGAAGAAACGCCCAAAGCCUCCAGUCAACCGCGCCCUGCGAUCGAGGACCCCGCCUACCCCUGGGAAGAAGAAGAGCUUCAAGCUCUGGAGGACCUGCGAAAUGAACAACGUCGCUUGCACGAAGAAACCCUCAAUGCGAUGGGGCAAAUGGCCUACUGGUCCUUCAGAGCACAACGAGCUGCGAAUCGAGUCAAGAAGACAAUGUGUGAACUUAGGAGCUACAUGGAUGAACUUCUGGCUGAGCAGGAGGGCGGUCAAGGCCAUGAGAAGAACGAAUGCAAUAUCAUGCCCCUGUCUUUGUCGAAGUGA